Messenger RNA from Olea europaea var. sylvestris, 3281 nucleotides. RefSeq lists its product as uncharacterized. The transcript has a single exon. Bases 549 to 2960 code for a protein of 803 amino acids. Gene Ontology annotation, cellular component: plasma membrane. Gene Ontology annotation, molecular function: calcium ion binding; protein binding. Lineage: Eukaryota; Viridiplantae; Streptophyta; Magnoliopsida; Lamiales; Oleaceae. The record is from RefSeq and is a predicted model, not a curated record.
UUCUAAAGGUACAGCACUCUGUUAUCUGUCCCCCCACUCUCAUCAUCACAGCCAGAAGCAAACAAUGGCUACAAAAAUUAGAGAGAGAAAAAGAAAGAGAAGAUUGAAUCUUUUUCAUCCUCAUAUUUCGAGAUCCAAUGCAGCUAACAUAACAGUCAUAUUUCCCUCAAUUGAAUAAUUUUUCCAAUUUUUACCCCCUUCAAUAUUAGGUUUUCACAGAAUUAGAAGUACCGGGCCUUUCUGAAAUCCUAGAAUUUUGUUGUUUGUACUCAAAAUCCUGAUAAGAACUUAGGGAAAGAAGCAAAAUCUUGGAUUUUGGAGUUUAAUUGCUGUAAUUUUAGGGUUUCGUACUUUCACAUUUCUUGCGUAGAGUUCUGAAACCCUAGAAUUUCAAUUUCUUCACUUUGAAACCCUAAUUGAAAAUCAAAUCCUGGAUUUCGAGUUCCUUUAUCUGAAAAUUUAUGACCCUUAAAUUUAAUUAGCGAGAAAGCUCUUUCGCUUGUGUUUCUAAUCCUAAACCCUUAAUUCGAGAGCAGAAGGAACAAAAAAUGUCGACUCGAGGGAGCAAAUCGGAGAAAGUUAAAAGAAUAUUUCAGCAAUUCGAUGCGAACAGGGAUGGCGGUCUUAACCGAGAGGAAAUGGCUGCUCUCGUGGUGGCGGUGAACCCUAGGGUUAAAUUUAGCGAGGAGCAAAUUAAUGCAAUCCUCGACGAGGUGUUUCGUACCUACGGAGAAUUCAUCGACGGUGAAAAGGGCCUGACGUUCGAUGGCCUCCUUCGAACCUACGAUGACGGAGCUGGUGAUGUGGACCGCGAUUUUGAUGCCCUUGGCCUCGAGCUUAAGCCCUCCGAGGAGAAAAAUGGAAUUUCGUUGGCAUUAGAGGAGCCAGCCUCGUCUUCGUCCAUUGCAGAUGAGCGUGUGAUGGAGCCCCACAAAAAACAGCGCACCGUUGCCUGGGCAUCCUCCCCUAACCAUGGCAUUGUCUUUGAUGAUACAUGGAAGCUUGUUGACGAUCUUGAAAUAUUAAUUAAAAGGUUAAAGUCGAAGCAGUCCAAGGAUGGUAAGGUGAAAAAUGAUAAUUCUGAUGUAUAUUCAGAUCCGGGCUGGUCUCGGGAGCUCGGCCCAUCAGUGGAGAUUCCGGAGAAAAGGGUGAUUUGGGAAGAGUCAGGGCAUGACUAUGCAGUUUUUGUUAAGGAGUUGGGAGUUUUGAGGUCUAGGGCUGAUGGAGCAAGGUCAAGGGAAGAGGCUUUUGAUGGUCAUAUGGCGAUUGGUCGAGUAUUAUAUGAACAUUUUUUAAUUAAGGAGGCUUUGGUGAGCUUUAAGAGAGCAUGCGAGUUGCAGCCAACUGAUGUCAGACCGCAUUUUAGAGCCGGGAAUUGUUUGUAUGUGCUCGGGAGGCAUGGUGAGGCCAAAGGGGAAUUUCAACUUGCACUGGAGGCAGCAGAGGUUGGUGGAAAUCAAUGGGCGUAUCUUUUGCCUCAGAUUCAUGUGAAUUUGGGAAUUGCACUUGAAGGUGAAGGAAUGCUUAUUAGUGCUUGUGAGCAUUAUAGAGAAGCUGCUAUUUUGUGCCCUACACAUUUUAGGGCUUUGAAGCUUUUGGGUAGUGCCCUAUUCGGUGUGGGUGAGAAUAAGGCCGCCAUUAAGGCCUUAGAAGAGGCUAUUUACAUGAAGAAUGAUUAUGCUGAUGCACACUGUGAUUUGGCUUCUGCUUUGCAUGCUGUUGGUGAUGAUGAUAAUGCAAUUAAGGAGUUUCAGAAAGCUAUUGACUUGAAACCUGGUCACGUGGAUGCAUUGUACAAUUUGGGCGGGCUAUAUAUGGAUAUGGGUAGGUAUCAGAGGGCAUCAGAGAUGUAUACCAGAGUCUUGGGUGUGUGGCCAAACCAUUGGAGAGCACAGCUAAAUAAGGCAGUUUCUUUGUUAGGAGCUGGGGAAACUGACGAAGCUAAGAAAGCUCUGAAAGAAGCUUUAAAAAUGACUAACAGGGUCGAAUUGCAUGAUGCUAUAUCACACUUGAAGCAGCUACAGAAGAAGAAAGGGAAAGGAAGUGGUACUGGUGAGGAGGCCUACAUUACUGUGGAACCCUCAAAAUUUAAGGUUGUAGGUGAGAAAACUACAUUGAGGCCGGAACUCGCUGUUGCCCUUGAUAUUAGAGCUUUUCAGAGGAUCACUAGGUUGAAUCGGUGUGAGGUAGAACUAAUAAAGAAAGAAAUGAAUGAAAGUGAUGUACCAGAAUCCUAUUCGGGCAGUGGUAUACCUGAAAAGUCCAUACGCAAGGCUUCAUUGGAGGGAAUUCUCCGCAAGUUACUUAAAUUCUUGAAGCCUGAAACAUUUACAGGAGCUGUCAAAGCUGUAAACCAGAAAAUCCUUUCUGUUCUGGAUGAAUCGGAGUUAGGUAGGGUGGACUUGGGCAUGUUUUUUGCUGUCCUUUCACCUAUUUGUGGUGGUUCUCUGGACAAGAGAAAGCGGAUUGCAUAUGAUGCACUCUUGUGGCGCCCAGUAAAUGAAGGUAGAGCACAGAUAUCAAGGGCUGAUGCCCAGAGAUACAUCAAACUAUUGAGGGCCAUCUAUAUUCCCUCCCAUGGUAUUAGUGAAAUACUGGAAAUCCAUGGAGAAACGGAUAACUCUUUGGUCUCUAUAACUGAGUUCAUUGCGAUGUUUGAUGAUCAAGAAUGGGGCUUCGGUAUCAUGUCGACUCUAUUGAAGCUUGAAACUGGGGAUAGAACUCGCCAUGGUCGCCAUGUCUGUUCUACUUGUCGUUAUCCCAUCAUUGGAUCCCGCUUUAAAGAGAUGAAAUCACACUUUAGUCUUUGCAGUCAAUGCUACAGUGACGGAAAAGUGCCUCCUAACUGCAAGCAGGAAGAGUACAGAUUCAAAGAGUAUGCAACUGAAUCUGAAGCGGUUAAAGAUAAAUGUAUGUGGUUCAAUUUGCACUCCAAAGGUUCCUCGCCUCCUGCCUCCUAGUUAGUCAUGUGUAGGUCGUUUGAUAAUCCUGUAAUAUUUCAUAUAUAAAAUUUAGCCGUCCUGUGUGAAUUAUGUAGCUUGUGGAAUGUUUUUACAUUUUAGCUGCCUUUUGUUGUACAAUAAAUCUUUUUGAAGCGUUGACCCUUGAUUCUUUGUUCCCUAUGUAGCAGUUACCGAACAUGUAUUCCCCAUUGUUUUUGUACGCAUUCGUUCUUGAUACUGACUCCUUGUGCAGUAUAUGAGUAUUUCUUUGGUGUAAUUCUUUAUUGAUUUGUAAUGCUGCCUUUCGACUCUGCAUAGAGAUCAUGAUUAAUCCAGAUA